UUUGCGAAAAAAAAAAAUUGAAACAAAAAUUGGGUUUUGCUUGCCUAGAUAUCCCAAAGCGAUACGAUUCCUUUAAUUUCGUUGAAACAAAACUCGAAAAAAAAGAGAAAAUCAAAAUCUUGUCCUACUUGAAACGUUUUGUCGUAUUUCAUCAUCAUGGUUGCGUCGAAAAUAAUCUCGAAUUUUCCGAAAAGUGAUAAACGCAUUACAUCAUUAUGCGACUGGAUCGGUCGUAUCAAAAAUAAGAAAAGAGAUUUUCGUCGUUCGAGCCGUUUCAAUCAAAAUUUGCGUGUGAAUGCCGUAUUGGCACAAGCAUUGGAUCGUGCGGAGAACGAGAUGCGCAUUAAGCAACGGGAACGAGCACAAAAGUGGGCCGAUUUUACGGCUGAUGUUAAUAUGCACAUCGAAAAGAACCUGUACGAAGAGGAAGUGAAACAAGAGCAACAUCGCAAAGACGCCGAAGAAUUGUGGAAUGGUGAAUUGAAUGGGCUCGAUAAUUUCAUCAAAAGUCUUAGUCAAAUCAAAACCAACGUUGUUAGAUGAGGGACAGUCAGCCAGUAGAAAAAUGAGAUAAUUUUCCGAAUCUGCAUGACGCUCACAAAAUGGCGCCGACGAUCGAUUUUCGUGUAUGAUGACGCGGUAUAUUCGAUGAGCUAUCGUUAUAGAAUGUAUAUAGCUAUACACCAUCCGUAUAUGCAUUAUAGUUAAUGUCGAUUUAUUAAUAUGAGACAACAACUUUACUACACCUAAAA
Bradysia coprophila is the source of this 752-nucleotide messenger RNA. RefSeq lists its product as uncharacterized. The record is from RefSeq and is a predicted model, not a curated record. Lineage: Eukaryota; Metazoa; Arthropoda; Insecta; Diptera; Sciaridae.